Messenger RNA from Racocetra persica, 556 nucleotides. NCBI's taxonomy places the organism in Eukaryota, Fungi, Glomeromycota, Glomeromycetes, Diversisporales, Gigasporaceae. The record is from the annotation of a GenBank genome assembly.
AUGGCUGUCUUCGAAACAUUCGGAAAAUCAAUCCAAAGUUUAAAACUAAAAUCUCGACUUAAGAGGAUAAUCUUCAGAGAAAAAUCUAAAAAAACAUUUUAUCAAAUAAACCCCGCAGAGAAUUUCGAAAUUCCAAAAUCUCUUGAAUGUGACUUCCCUUUACGUUCAAAUAAUGAGUAUAAAUCAGAAGUUGAAAAAUAUUGCCUUGAGUGGGUAAUGCAAUUUGGAUUGGUGACAAAAAAAGAAGCAAUUGAACGUUUUAAAAGUGCUAAGUUUGGUAUAUUUGGCUGUUACGUUUAUCCAAAUGCUCCGUUUGAUAGACUUUGUCUGGUUAUCAAUUUCAUGAGCUGGCUAUUCCUCCUCGAUGAUCAAAUCGAUAACAAAAAUGACCUAAUCGAUAAACCUGAAAAAUUAAAAAAAAUUUUAGAUGGUUUUUUAUUGGUUAUAGAUAGCGACCAUUGCCCAGAUUCUGCCAAGUGUCCAGCUGCUCUCGCACUAUGGGACUUAUGGUCAAAAAUGAAAAGUAUAACUGGAAGAACUUGGCAACUAAGAUUUC